AUGGCUCCACAUAUUAAGACACCGCGUGUCAACGCGUAUACCUGGGGUUGUAGUCUCUUCGCAGCAGUCGGAUCUUUACUGUACGGUAUCGACUCUGGUAUCGUCUCGACGACCAUCGCCCAGAAGUCGUUUGUGGAAUAUUUUGCACCCUUUACACCGAGUGUCAAAGGUGCUCUUGUAAGCACGUUCGGCGCAGGCUCCGUUUUCGGUGUCUUCUUCGCAGGAUGGUCCGCCGAUUAUCUUGGCUGGUUGGUUGUGAAACAGCGCAAGCAGACUAAGAGCGAGAACAGUCGCAAGAAGACUAUCAUGAUCGCGGCGAUCAUCGCUUUAAUUGCUGGCAUUAUCCAGGCUGCUGCGGUACAUAUGGGUAUGCUCAUCUGCGGGCGCAUCAUUGGAGGUUUUGCUGUUGGCAUCAUGAAUAUGACGAUUCCCAUAUACAAUUCUGAGAUCGCCCCUCCACAUAAGCGCGGCAUGAUUUCUGGCCUUCAUGCUCAGUUUGUGGGCAUAGGUUUCGCGAUUGCCAACUGGGUCGGAUUUGGCUGCUCGUACGCUUCUGGCCAAUUCCAGUGGCGGUUCCCUCUAGCAGUUCAAUGUCUUCCUGCCAUCAUCGUCCUCGUUGGUAUCUUCUGGCUGCCUUACUCGCCCCGCUGGCUCCUCGAACAAGAGCGAGAUGAAGAAGCUUAUGCCGUCAUCAAGCGUCUUCAUGGUGGUUCUGGAGAUGACACAUUCUUCCGUGCCGAGUUCACACAAAUGCGCGAUCAACUGCGUUUUGAGAAAAGCGUACAGAAAGCCGGCUGGAAAGAGUGUUUUGCUACGAAGAGCAACAGAAAAAGAAUCUUACUUGCCGUGCUUGUCCAGGCUUUUACGCAACUGUCGGGUAUCAACGUUAUCAACUAUUACCAAACAGAUCUGUAUAAGAGUCUCGGUCAAACAGGUCACAAUGUGACGUUGUUAGCUGGUGUCUACGGUCUGGUCGGUCCCAUUGCCAAUGUGAUCUGCCUCAAAUACGGUAUGUCGCGAUACUUGAGACGUGAGCUCCAGGGAUCAACACUAACUCAUGCAGUCGACACAUGGGGUCGCAAGAAAACUCUCUGGAUCACCGGCCUGAUCAUGACCCUCGACAUGGCGCUCGUGAUGGCUCUGAGCGGUGCAUAUGGCAAGUCGGACAACCAGAUCGCGAAGGGUUUCUCCAUCGCCUUCAUCUUCUGUUUCUCCAUUAUCUACUCCCUUGGCUACAACUCCAUCCAUUACAUCUACGUCCCAGAAAUCAUGACCAUGGCAAUCCGCUCCAAGGGCUCGGCCAUCUCCGUCAUUUCGAACGUGCUCAUCAACAUCGUCUUCAACCAGGUGUCACCAAUCGCCUUUUCCGAGGUAGGCUACAAGUACUACUCUCUGUUCAUCUGCACGAACCUGAUCGGGGCUAUUACGGAAAUUGCGCAUAUCUUUGGUGACGAGGUGAUUGUAGCGGAUCUAGCGACUGUUAAGGGGAAGCUUCCCGAGGAGGAAGUGCACGAGAUGGAGGUCGUGGAUGACAAGAAGUGA
Didymosphaeria variabile is the source of this 1542-nucleotide messenger RNA. RefSeq lists its product as uncharacterized. Gene Ontology annotation, biological process: carbohydrate transport; transmembrane transport. The record is from RefSeq and is a predicted model, not a curated record. Gene Ontology annotation, molecular function: carbohydrate:proton symporter activity. The transcript has 5 exons. Gene Ontology annotation, cellular component: membrane. NCBI's taxonomy places the organism in Eukaryota, Fungi, Ascomycota, Dothideomycetes, Pleosporales, Didymosphaeriaceae. Bases 1 to 1542 code for a protein of 513 amino acids.